AUGGCCAUCGUCCACGGAUUCCAAACCCAGAUAUUCCGUCUCUUGGGCAUUCGGACCAAAUACCCCGGCUACUCCAAACUGAUCUACGAUGGCAACGGGAAGAUAAUCAGCUGUAUCUACGGGCCCAAGAUCCAGCCCCGUGUGUUCAAGAAGCCUGACACGGUCUUUUACAAGCAAGCCAAGCCCUCCAAGAAGAUGUCGGAGGAGUAUACAGGGGAAACGGACAUCAUCUGGCGUAUCAGGGAGAACCGAGGUAAGAAAGACCCUUGA
Molecule: messenger RNA, 270 nt
Organism: Fusarium verticillioides 7600
Lineage: Eukaryota; Fungi; Ascomycota; Sordariomycetes; Hypocreales; Nectriaceae
Exons: 1
Coding region: 1-270 (89 amino acids)
Source: RefSeq, a predicted model, not a curated record